Molecule: messenger RNA, 2751 nt
Organism: Abrus precatorius (Indian licorice)
Lineage: Eukaryota; Viridiplantae; Streptophyta; Magnoliopsida; Fabales; Fabaceae
Exons: 1
Coding region: 1-2751 (916 amino acids)
Cellular component (GO): intracellular membrane-bounded organelle
Source: RefSeq, a predicted model, not a curated record
AUGGAGCCCCCAACAAUAUCAUCAUUUCUUCUCACGUCGUUGUUUCUCUUCACCACCAUCACCCUUAACACUUUCUCAUCCUAUGCUUCUCAACUCACUUACACAGAUCACUGUGCUUCUGUGGUUCUAUACUCAAAUCCAAACGAGUCCAAGUUCAAACUCUUCCCACAUGGUCAAUUCCAAGCUGGUUACUACCUUGGUGGUGACACAAUUGUUGGUGCUGACUCUAUCAGAACCUUGAGACAGAAACAAGUUACCCUUAGAGUCAAGAGUGUGUAUGAAACUGAUGUCUUAGGCAUACUCAACAUUGGAGCAACAUUGAUCCUACGUAGUGCCUCUUCCUACUACCGUGUGGGAAACUCCACACGUGGCAGUAGAUUGAAGAACCACAAGCGUUUUCCAAGUUCAAUGACCUUUAGGCUUGAUGGGUUCUGGUCAGAAUCUUCAGGGAAGCUUUGUAUGGUUGGAACAGGAUCUGGCUAUAACAUGCAACGUUUUGAGGUUGUUUUCAAGCUUUACAAUGUUGUCAAUUCUAGGAAUACUAUUUCUACUUUGCUUACUGGAAGCUUGGAGAGCUUGAGUUCUGAGCAUGAGGUGAGUUAUUUUGAACCCAUUUCUAUUUUUAUUCUUCCAAGAAUGGAUUAUGAAUAUACUUUGAAUAAUUAUACUAAAGAAGCUAAGAAUGAGUAUUCUGAUGAAGGUCUAGUGCCAGGUUUAUCCAUUAAUCCGGGUGGUUUUUGCUCAAAUAUUUUUUCAAUGAUUAAUGGUAAAUUUGAUUUGCAAUAUAAUAGGGAUUGCAAUUCUGCAAAGAAUUGUAGUCCUAUUAAUAGGGGUGAUGCCAACCAAUUGCCUUAUAUUGUGUCUCUGAGAGAAUUGGUUUGUUCAGAUGUUAAGCAAAAAGUGAGAGUGUUGAUUGGCUUUCGCAAUAGUGGUGCUCGCUGGUCUUUCAAUCCUAAUGCUACAUUUGUCGGAGAAGGGUGGUGGGAUGAGAAAAAUAACCAAUUGUAUAUAGUUGCUUGUCAUUUCUUGGGCAUGGAAGAAUCAGUGGCUAGUGUUCAUGUGGGUGAUUGUUCAACAAGAAUGAGCUUGAGGUUUCCAAAGAUAUGGUCAAUCGAAGAUGCAAGUAGCAUUGUGGGCCAAAUUUGGAGCAACAAAACUGAGGGGGAUUUGGGUUAUUUCAAGAGGAUGGUUUUAAGAACUCCUCAGGACAGAAGGAUUGAAAUAUCUGGCAUAAAGUAUGAGUAUAGCCAAUUGGACAAAGUCAGAAAGAUGUGUCCAAGACAAGAACCUUUGAAGAACAAGGGAAUAAGGUAUCCAGAUAUAUAUUCUCCUGAUAUGAGAUUUGACAUGUCAGUUAGAAACUCUAAGAGGAGAAUUGCCUGGGGUUAUUCUGUUCCAUUGGUUGUUAAUGAUCAGAUUCAACUGUGGGACUUCGAUGAAACCUUUCCUUCUAACUCCACCUAUGCACAUCCAUUCAUCUCUACAAACUCCAGCAGCUCUGGCUUCUACAAUGUUAGCUACAAAAUCAGCAUCAAUCUACUACCUAAUGGCAAGUUAGGAGAAGAGAAGCCUAUGUUAAAUACUACAACAAAUGCAACUGAGACCAUGAAUGUUUCAGCUGAGGGAUUUUAUGAUGCUGAAGCUGGAAGCUUAUGUAUGGUAGGUUGCAGAUAUCUUGGCUCAAAGAACCAAAUACCAACAACAAAUUCUGUGGAUUGUGAGGUUAUUGUCAAGUUUCAGUUUCCACCACUACCUGCAGAGAACAAUGGUUAUAUCAAGGGAAGUAUUGAAAGCAUGCGCGGAAAUUCAGAUCCUCUUUACUUCAAGCGGUUGGACAUGACUUCAGCGGCAUUUUACACAGCAGAAGCAACACAAAUCUUAAGGAAAAUAGAUAUGGAGGUCAUAAUGAUUCUGGUUUGUACCACACUAGCAUGUGUUUUUGUGGGCUUACAACUUUACCAUGUGAGAAGAAAUCCCGAUAUGCUUCCCUUAGUCUCCUUUGUCAUGCUAUUGAUUCUUACUUUGGGAAAUAUGAUACCUCUUGUUCUGAACUUUGAAGCCCUUUUUGCACAAAAUCAUGACAAGAAAAGCGCUUCACUUGGAAAUGAAUGGCUUGAAGUAAAUGAAAUUGCUGUAAGGCUAGUUGUAAUGGUAGCUUUCUUGUUGCAACUUCGACUCCUGCAGGUAACUUGGUCAUCAAGAAAGGCCGAUAUAAAGCAAAAGGACCUUUGGAUUGCUGAGAUGAAGGUUUUCUAUGUGAUUUUUCCUCUAUAUGCAGCAGGGUUCUUAAUUGCAUUGCUUGUACACCAAAACAAUAUUUUGCAUGGUGAAAUGGUGUCUUCAUCUAGCCUUUUAGACCACCAACAGCACUCAUAUUGGGAGGACUUGAAAUCUUAUUCAGGGUUGGUACUAGAUGGCUUUCUCUUGCCUCAAAUUUUGUUUAACUUGUUUUGGAAUUCCAAGGGGAACGCUCUUUCAUUUUCAUUUUACUUUGGAAUCAGUUUGGUGAGAUUGCUUCCUCAUGCAUAUGAUCUCUUUGAGUCUCUUGUUUAUGUUGAUGGUUCAUCCUUAUAUGAGGAUGAGAUUGCAGACUAUUACUCCACUGUUUGUGAUAUAAUCAUUCCUUUGGUAAGCUUGAUGUUUGCUGUAAUUAUCUAUUUGCAACAACGUUUUGGUGGUUGCAGCAUUCUUUCUUGGAGAAUCAAAGGUAUAGAAAAAUAUGAAAAGGUGUCAGUUGUGACUGAGGGAUAG